GAUGAUGAGGAUGACGAUGAUGAAGACGAUAAUGCUAAAGAUGAUGUUAGGCGUGGUGGUGAUAAUGGCGGAGGCGGAGGAGGUGAAGGGCAAGAGGAGGAGGAGGAGGAGGAGGAAGAGGAGGGGAAUGACAAAGAUGGAGCGAAGAAAGGCCCUUCGGGUGAUGAGAGGCACCAACGAGGAACUCGAAAAGAAAAAGUGCAAAGAGAUAAGAGGGAGGGGCAGGGAGGAGGAGGAGGAGGAGGGGGAGAGGGGUGAGAGGGUUCCUCCUCCGUUGGACCCCCCAUCGGCAACGCCUUCCUCCUCCACCUCCAGAGGUCAGAGUUCUUCUGAGGACAGCGAGGUGGUCUGGGCGCGUGCCCUAGCUGACCCUCACAGAGGAAGGUGUGGGGGGUCUCCCCCUCCCCCGCCCAGGGCUCCCCCGCAGACCCCCUCCAGCCCCGAUGCAGCCCCAAUCUGGCCUGCCCUGAACGCCGCGGCCGACGCCACUUUGAAACAUGUGGCUCUAGCGUCUUCUGCCUCGUCCGCUCUCAGCAGUCUACCACAGGGCAGUGGCCGUCAUCCACACCACGCUGCCUUCUCUCCUCACCGCCCACCUCCAUCCACCCACCACCCACCUCCCACACGCCCGCAGUCAUUCCCCCUCACCUCGGCCCUCUCCUCCGCAUCCCAGUGGCCCUCGUUCAAAUCCAGUGACAACUUUGUGAUUACCGAGGAAUACGAAGUGGAAUCCUUCGAGGAAUCGGAGGAAACAUUCGAGAGCCGAGUCGACCUUGAGAGCCUGGAGCAGGCGUCGUCGGUCAGUAACAAGGCGCCGCUGACGACUUCGAAGUCAGGAGGAAGUGCCAGUGGGCGGGAAGUGAACAGUGCCUCCUCCUCCCCCUCCCCCUCCCGCCCGAGUGAUGGUCAGUGUCCGACCUCAGUGACGAAUCUCCCGCCGAGUGCCUCCAAAUCCUCCGAGGUCCGGAAAGAGCCCGAUUCCUCGGGGAAGAGAAGUGAUAUGGUUGCCAGGACUGACACGAACAACGAGGCCGGGAAGGCUGCCACCUGCCCCGAUGACCUGAAGCCUUUGCCCCAAGUGCAAGCGAAGCAAGACCCCGACGAGUCGUUUGCCUCGGCGUCAGGUCAUGCACCCCCCUCCCCUUCGGAGGUGUCAGAGGCCUCUUGCAGUAGCGAGGUGGUGCUUCUGAAUAACUCCUCCGCAGGUGGUAGCGAGGGCGGGGAUGCUGGGAAUACAGACAGGAGUAGUGAUGACACUCCACAACCGCCGAAUUAUUCCACACAUCCUGAAUGUAAAGAAUCUGUCGAGUCCCAGAAGGACUUUGAGGAAGAUCCUCCUCAUCCUGCCGUUCCUCCUCCUCCCCAAGGGAAUGCAAUCAUGACGCCUGCGGCCUCUGACUCCUCGUCGGCCGUCACGCAACCUUCGGAGGAGGAUUCCCAGGAGGAGGAGAGGCUGGAGAAACAGAAGGACGACAUUCAGGUGCUCGAGGAGGAAAGUGAGGAAGAAGAGGAGGAGGAAGAAGAGGAGGAGGAAGAAGAGGAAGAAGAGGAACAGGAAGGCGAAGAGACAACGAUGCAGCAGAAGGAAAAAGCAGAGGACGCGACCUUCGAGGAGGAGGAGGAGGUGGAGGAGGAGGACGCCCUCUGUCAGGAGAGUCCUCAGCACACAGUUACAGGUUGGUUGAAAGAUCAUUUAAUUGACGCUGGUGGUGGUGGAAGUGUGAGUGUAUCCAGUUGUGAACACCGCUACACAUCGACAGGCGGGGCCCCUCCCCCUUACUCACGCCUUCCCCCUGAUGGCCACGAAUUCCCAAGCAGCUAUGCCGAGGGUCUUCCAGACAAGCUCUCCCGGUAUGCCCGGUACUCUCGCCUAGCUAUGGAACUGGACAGCCCAGGUAGUUCUACUAGUCCUCCAGCAUCCACAGCCUCCACUCCUCGCACUCGUUCAGCCCCAGGAACCCCGUUGGGGCCACCUCCACCAAUCCCACGCACGUCACCCACUAGCUCGAAGUCCUUCACUACAGAUAGGUCGUCAGACAUGGGGGGCAAGUGGACAGGCGCCGACGAACGCAAGUCAAGGGAGCACACUCCCACACGAGGGCGAUGGCGACGGCAGGACGAACGCAGCGAGAGAAGCGUCAGAGACAAGAUUGCCAUGUUCUCCACUGAUGGGCCUGACCAACCACAUCCAAAAACUAGGAAGUUGGACAAAGUAGACCUUGAGGAGGUUACUAUGAAACGAGCCUUUACCGAAGAUGAUGUCAGGCUAGAGAACUCUACAAAUGGCAAUACCGAGUCAAGUAGGGAUAGUCAUAAUGGGUCACGUUCGCUUAGCAAAACCUCUGCCUUUAGUUCUAUGAUCAAUGUCAGUACAUCAGAACCAAAGGACAAUAUAAAAAUUUCAGCUGCUUCAAGUGAAGUAGAUAUCAGACAAGAAAUGCCUCCAGUAUCACGUCAGCAUGAGUUAAAAGAAGAGAAGCGUAAAGACGAUUCUUCAUCAGCGUCCUCUGGCCUCCACUCUCGAUCUCAGUCUCUCAUUGAUAUUGGCAGAACAUCUCUUACAAAACGCCAUAGUGUUGGAGCCUAUGAUCGUCCCUCUGUAUAUCAGUAUGGUAUUGAAAAGCCAGAGGAUAGAGAGAGACGGACAUCUUUGUCAAACCUCAUUGAACAGAGGCGCAAAAGUUUAAGUAAACUUCGUGGCCUUGUAAUUCCCGAAAGUCGCAAUAAUGAUGGAGAAAAAGCAGCCAUUGAUCUUCCAAAAAUUUCUAGUGUGCCACCAACAGCCAAUCUCAAGACAAUGUCACUUCCUAGAGAAGGUCAGCGAUCCCCUAGAUUGUACAAGGCUGAUUCUAUUUCAAGUAUUGAUUCUUGUGAAUCAAACACUAGUAGGCAAAGCUCACUCAAUGCUCCUCCAUGGAAGAAUCAUAGUACUAGCACAUUGCCCAAGUAUUCACCUGCCUUUAAGAGGAAAAAUAUUGCAGUUUUUAAUAAAUGCGACAAUCUACCUCCACCCAGUGGCAGGACACACAGCACUAGAAGUACAUCUCCAACAAGUGAUUUAUCUCAGGCAUCCCCUGUUCCUCCUGCACACACUCCAACACAUACACCCACUCCACCAAGGAGUCUAGAAACUAUCACAACUCCAAACUCAGAACACUCCUUUGAAUUUUGUGAUAGAUAUCCUAAUGAAAAGCAUAGUUAUAACAAAAUCCCACUCUCCCAGAAGAGCUCCCUAGAUUCUCGGCUUAGCAGAGCUGAAGAUAGUGACAAUGACUCUGCUGUUAGCUCUACUCAGUCUAGUUUCUCCCAGGGCAUGUCUCCACCCUCUUCACCAAUGCCAGAACAUGAUGAUCACGACGAUCGUAGAUAUAGGUCGUAUAGGUCACGUCUUUCUCCCCAAAGCUCUUUUGAUGAUCAAGAAUCUGCAAGAAGAGUUCUCAAAAGAGGUAGUAUUGAGGCAGAAAAUCGAAGAAAUGUUCUUAAUUCGGCAAGGUGUAGUUCCGGACGUAGCAGUGAUGAACAGUUAACACCCGAAAUAAUUAGAAAAUUCUCAUCUGAAAGGGAAGAAACUGAUAAAUUCCCCCAACGGUUGGAUACAGAACUGAGAGAUGGGCCAAAAACAUUAGGACUCCGUCGACACCCAUCAACUUCAUCCACAUCGUCAGCCACUUCCUCACAUAGAUCAUCUCAUGACUCUUCAAGGCGGAACUCACGAGAUUCUGUCAUCCAUGUAGCCAAGCAUGAAGAAGUUAAAGUUUCAGCUGAGCCUGUGUAUUUUGAUCAGGAAGGAGAAAUGUACAAAGAAGCCCAGGUGAAAGUAGCAUAUUUGAAUGAAAUCAUGGAUGAUUUUGAACAGCUGGGUGAACCUAACAAUGAAGACGUAAUAGCUGAAAUUCCAAUGUCAUCUUCCAGAAGGGUUGUAGAACAUGCUGAAUAUACAGAAUCAUCAUCCUUUAAGUCUACUAACAGAAAAUCUGAACGUUGGGCAGCUUUAGAAAUGAAGUAUGGUUCAACUAACCCAGAAACUGAUAUAGAGUCAAAGAUUCAGAGGUUAAGAAGGGUUUCUGACUCAACUUCACCAGACAGAUCUAGGAAGAAUUCCAAUGGCUUUAAGGCUCUAGCUGAGAGAUGGCAACAACGUGCCGAAGAGGUAACUGUUGCACCACAGCCACAGCUUGUACGAAGAGAGAGUACUAGUCGUCUUGAAAUGCCAACCAAGUCCAAUCGUCUUUACGAUGAUAGAAGCUCAGUUUCAUCUACUUUGGAAAGGCCUACACGUCCAUCCAGGCUAUGUGAUGAUUCUUCUGAACUAGACAGUGCCCGACCCUCUCGCCCAACUUGUUUGUACAGUGAAUCUUCUCAGUCUUCCACAAGCAAUAAUAGUAGUGAUGCACGUGCUGGUGUUCUGGAUAUCCCCAGAGCAGACGUACCAGAUAGGAAACUAUCCAUGCCAGAAUAUGGCAACAGUGGCAUCAAGUUGCGAGAACGUCGGGAAGCAAAUAGUGGUGGUGCUCCUUCUCGACCCACAAGCCUGAUUGAAGGUGGUGAUAGCAAUGUUAUGGAUUCUCAUUACCUUACUGGAGGUGGGCCCUUAAGUCCAACAGUGUCUACAGACUCCAGAGAUGACUUGUACACUCCAGAGGACUCGCUCUCGAGAACAGGAAGUAAAGAAGUUCUGGACGCAUUCUCCCGUCCAAAAGCUACCAUUGGGAUAUCCAUUCCCCGUUCUGGUGCGUCCAACACACCGAAAAUGUCUGAUAUUAUGCGAGCUUUUGAGAGGCAUGAUCUUGGAAAACGUGGAAACUUAGGCAAUGGGACAUCUCACCCUCGCAUGUCUUCUCUCGACUCGACGACCAGUGACGACGGUUCUCAGGGAGCUCACUAUGGAUCAGUGACUUCAUUAGCCUCAGGACAGAGGGACCAGUAUGGUUCCAUCACGUCUUUGGCCUCUUCCACUUCUCUGAUUUCUCCCCAGGAGUUAGCGCAGCUGAUCGAGGAAGCCAAUCAGUCCCUGGAGGAGUCCGGAACGCCCUCGCACGAGAUCCUAGUAGUAGUCCUGCACAGGGAAAUCGUAGGGCACGGAUCCAUCGGCAUCACUCUUGCUGGAGGAGCUGACUACGAGGCCAAGGAAAUCACGGUCCACAAGGUGAUCCCUGGGAGCCUCGCGGAUCGUGACGGAAGGAUCCAGCGCGGAGACCGUGUCCUGUCAAUCAACGGCAAGAACCUUAGGGGCGUCACGCAUCGCGAGGCGCUGAACAUACUCAAGUCACCACGUCCCGAAGUUGUACUCGUUCUGUCAAGAAGUAGAUCGGUUACUCCUCAGGAAUCCAGUUUAACAGAAGGAGACGGGAAUUUCCACAGACCCCUUAUCAAUCACGUUACAUCCCCAAGGCCACCCAAGAUUCUCGAGUCGCCUAUGGACAGCAAGUCACUCUUCUCGGAUGCUGCUGCCACAUUAGUUCCUCGAGGUCCUCCUCUCACCAUAACCCUGAUGAAAGAUGGAGCUGGAUUGGGAUUCUCUUUGGAAGGUGGUAAAGAUUCCCCACUAGGAGACCGCCCACUCACUGUAAAGAAGAUAUUUAGUGGUGGUGCUGCUGAUAAAGGGGGAGUACUAAAAGUUGGAGACGAACUUGUCAGCGUGAACACAGUUGACGUGACUGGCAUGGCACGCAUCGAGGCCUGGAACUUCUUGAAGAAACUUCCAGACGGCACCGUUUCACUGGUGUUGCGACAGAAACUGGAAGACAGUACAUCAAAGAGUGAAGAGUAAAAUCAUGUAUACCGUACUUACUGUAAUCAGUUAAUGUAUACUAUUUUUACUGUAAUCAGACUAUUCAGUUAUUCAGUUGAAUAUUUUUUCAUUCCUAUUGUCAUAAAAUAACUCGCUCUUGGAGACUAAUUGCUUACACACUAUUUACGACUUGACGUUGGACGUCAUUUUUAUAAAUCGACUAACCUGAAUCAUUUCACAAUGAAGCAUUCCUUCAUUAAGUAAUAUUAGAAGUUGGGUAAAUAAUGAAUGUAAUUAAUGGUACACAAACCAGUGUACUCGACAAAUGAGCGUAUCUGAGCAGUAUACUUUUAAUAAUUUGUAUGUAACUCUGCUAUAUGUACAGUAUAACCUAAAUUUAUGACCAAUACUGUUGUAACCUUACGUCUCCUGAUGACUGAACUGUCUCGCAAUGUUAGUCACGCGUUCUCCCAUAUAGUCUAAACUGCUGAACUACUACAAAAAAUGGUGGAGGCUUGUUUGUAGGCCUAUAUAGACGGGAGUGUGGGAGUGUGGUGCUAAGGGGCUGUGGCAUGGUAAUGGUGGUGGUGUGGCCUUCUUUAUCUAAGACUUCUCACAAAAAAUAUGAUUGACUCGUCAAAGAUGAAACUCUCUUGUGAAGAGAGUUUUAUGAUGACGAUGGAAGUUACACACAACGAGUAGGCCCCCCUGAAGCUGGUGCCUGCUGUGUCUGCCAAUCCUCAACUGUGAUAGGCACUGCUUGCAUGUGAGGAAAAUGCAAUUGGGAAACGUCUGUGUUUUUGGUCCAGUGUCACUGAGUUGCAAUCUUUUCAGAUAGUGCCACAUUGCAUUUGCAAGCAGUGCCAUAUUCUCAUUUUUUUUCCUUUAUAUAAACUUUAAUUUCAGACUGACCUGCCUGCCUGCUGUUCUUGUUGUCUCACAUAUUCUAAAAUCUAUAGAUACAUACACGUCUGCAUAAAUCACAUAUACGAUGAAUGUGUUUAACGUCACGGUAUCUUUUUCAUAUCACUAUUCAUAUUGAUCUCUGAUGUCAGUUAUAAAAUUUCCAUCACAUUUCUCCCCAGUCACACAGUAAUGUCAUUCUGCUUUUCAUACUACAAAGAGUGAGAAAGCGGUUUCCCCACAUUACUAGAGAAAACUGGAGCAGGCAGAAUGAAUGACUUCAGUGAAGAACUUAUUUUGUGGAGCAAAAUAGGAUUCUUCUUCCCACACAUUUUUUCCGCCUCUGUCAUAUUUGUAUCCUAUGAAGCUUGCAAUUGUGCAAAGAUGCAUUGCAUGAACCAACAAUGCAUUUCAGCUGAUUCUCUUGUAAAAUAAUGUAAAUAUUGUUUUUAUGAACCUUUAUAAUUAUUAUUGCAUAUUACAUUUUACCAUAUAAAUGGCUUUUAUAUGAAGAAGAGUUUUAGAUAUAUCAAAUACGCAGCCUAUGUACACUUCCCAGUGUUGUGCUGACUUACAUAGGCUUUUUAUAAUGUUUAUUCUAGUUUAUUUAUAUUACUGCAUAGCUUUGAUUACUUCGCGUGAUUAUAUCUUUGCAUAUGAUCACUGGAAGGAUAACUGUGGUAUUCAUCGCUAUUGUUUUUUGGGAACCUGCUUUAAAUGACUUAUAUUUUACGGUUUGGCGCUCUGGAGUCUCCAGAGGGCUACAACCAAUUGUUAUUUUAUAUGCUUUAUGUAAAGAAUGAAAUGUAAUAGACUCCAUUAUGAUGUAUAUAACUUUUAGUUAAAAUGAUUACAUGUUAUUUAGUUAGAGCCUCAGCUUUGUAAGGGAAGGCGGACCAAAUAAAAUUCAUAUAAUUAA
Molecule: messenger RNA, 7553 nt
Organism: Macrobrachium nipponense
Lineage: Eukaryota; Metazoa; Arthropoda; Malacostraca; Decapoda; Palaemonidae
Product: PDZ domain-containing protein 2-like
Exons: 9
Coding region: 2-5770 (1922 amino acids)
Biological process (GO): induction of positive chemotaxis; leukocyte chemotaxis
Molecular function (GO): cytokine activity; CD4 receptor binding
Source: RefSeq, a predicted model, not a curated record